UCGGCGAAUUGGUUUUUGUGUUGCAGUUGUGUGAAAUAAACAAUUGUUUUGUUUUUAUAUUUAAGUGAAAUUAAGUGUUUGUGCCUGUUUGAAUCAUGUCUGUACUAUUGGCAGACAUAGAUGCCACCUGCGCAGCGCUGGGUGUAAGCGAUGGUAAACGCUACCAAGCGGAGCCCGAUGCAGCCGAGGGUUUAAAGCACUUGAUUUGGAUAUUGCGCCGCGAUCUAGACAAUCAUGAGUAUCGGCGACACUUGGGACGUGCCAAGGUGCUGCAAACGGAUCUCGUCUAUAUGCUGCCCGACUAUGUGCAGGACGAGGAGCUGUCGGAUCUAUUGAUACGUCUGCUGGUUAUAUUGACCAAUCCGACAUUGUUGCUGUAUCGCGAUGGCCCGCCAAAUGAUAAUCAUGGCAGAAAAGUGUUUCUUGAACUGAUUGACAUAUUGCAGGGCUAUAAAGUAGCCUUUGCUAAGGAUAAAAUCUGGGCGGCCUUGUUUGAAAAGCUUAAACAAGCAUUGGAAAUUGCCUUUGCCAUACGCAGCGAGGAGCAGAAUUUGUUGAUUGAACGCAUCCUGGUCCUGGUACGCAAUGUGCUUCAAGUGCCGGCCAAUCCGGAGGCCGAGUGUCGGGCGGAUAACGAUGCCAGUCUUCAUGAUCAGGUCAUUUGGGCGCUGCAUCAAACGGGCAUGCUCGACCUGGUGCUCUUCAUAGUCUCCUCGCCGGAUGAGGAACAAUUUCAUUUGCACGGACUCGAAAUCAUUUGCCUACUCUAUCGCGAGCAGAGCGCCGAAUCCUUGGCGGAUGCUUCGCUCCAGCGCAGCCUCAGCGAGAAGCAGCGAGAUCAACAGGAACUGCUCGCCGCCCGUCGUCGCGAGAAUGCUCGACGCCAGGCGCGCCCGCCGCCGGGUCGUCACUCACGCUUCGGCGGCACCUAUGUCAUACGUAACAUGAAAUCCGUAUCGGAUCGCGACAUCAUUUGCCAUCAGCCGCUGCAGCGCGUCGCGGCCAUGGACUUUGAUCGCGAGAAGCAGGCGCAGAAGCGCUCGCAUCGUCACAUCAAAGAGGAGGCGCAGGUGACGCGACGUAGCGCAUUUACUGUCAGAUUGUGCCUGCGCGAAUAUUGCAUUGAGGUGCUGCGCUCCGCUUACAAUACGCUCGUGCGGCAGGUGCGACGUGUCCUGGAACGCAAUGCCGGCUCGUCGAGUCACGAUGACUCUUAUCUAUUGUGGGCCAUACGAUUUUUCAUGGAGUUCAAUCGUUUGAGUGGUCUACAAUUGCAGCUAGUCAGUGAAUCGCUGAGCGUGCAAUGUUUCCACUGGGUACUGACACGCAUGCAACAUGACAUGGACAUGAUUCUGUGCGACAAGAAGCAGGCGCGUCUCUGGGCCAAGCGACUGCAUGUGGCCCUUUUGACAUUCCGUGAAUUGCUGCAGAGCUUGCUGGCACUGCAGAAGCUGAAGGAUGAUGGAAACGCGCGUGGACUGUUCGAUAUGUUAUUGAACAAUGUGUGCUAUGUGCUGGAGUAUAGGGAGACGAUACUGCAUUUGUUAAUGAACUACAAUGAGGCGCACAGCACAAAGGUAUUCCUGCGCGACGUUGUGGAUACGGCAAAUGUGUUUAUUAAAAUGAUGGAGCGCUUCUGUCAGGAUGCAGUCGUUGUGCAGGACAAAAAGCGCGGGGCAGCUGGCAAAAAGAAGAAGAAGACGCAACAGCCGGCCAAGCCUUCCCAACAGCCAACAGAGGAAGAGCUGGCUACCAAAUGGGCUGAAAUGGCAUCGGAGGUCAGUUUGCUGCUUGCCACGGAGCUGCAGUUGCCGGAGGAGCAGCAGCCGCUGCCCUUUGAUGCCACCUUGGAGAAGUCCAUCGAAGAUCAACGCGAGGACUGCAUGAUGCGCAUAAAUAAAUUGCUGCGCAACGCUAAAUUGGAGUCGGCGAUUGCCCUGCUGCGUGCUGCCAGGGAAGUUUGGCCAGAGGAGGAUGUUUUUGGCUCAUACACUGCAGCACCGGAGGAUGAAUUGUUGCUGCUGCGCGAGAUUUUCAUGCACAACAUUACAACAGAUCUCUUUGUGUAGGAUCAGCUCAAUCUCUACAGACUAGAUACUUCUUGAAGCCACC
Messenger RNA from Drosophila hydei, 2112 nucleotides. RefSeq names its product protein timeless homolog (gene timeout). The transcript is spliced from 12 exons. Gene Ontology annotation, molecular function: DNA binding. NCBI's taxonomy places the organism in Eukaryota, Metazoa, Arthropoda, Insecta, Diptera, Drosophilidae. Gene Ontology annotation, biological process: DNA replication checkpoint signaling; replication fork arrest; DNA repair. Gene Ontology annotation, cellular component: replication fork protection complex. The record is from RefSeq and is a predicted model, not a curated record. The coding region runs from base 96 to 2069 and encodes 657 amino acids.